AUCUUCCCUCGAUCGAGCAAGAGUAGCUGACACGAGCAGAGGAAGAUGGCCAAGCUUGCCCUUCUCGCCGUGCUCGCCGUACUCGGUUCCGUGGCUUGCCAAGGAUCCGACUACGGCUACACCUAUCCCAAGCCCGACCCCACUCCCAUCAUACCCUCGCCCCCACCACCGGCGACUCCUUCGUCGAGCCCUUCCCCAUCUCCACCAGCUACUCCUCCGCCCAGCCCUAGCCCUGGCUCUACCCCGGGCUAUCCCACCCCCACUCCCACCAUGCCGGCCACGCCCCCACCGGUUUCUCCUCCGACGAGUCCUACCCCACCUCCUACUCUCUCCCCGAGCCCUUCUCCUACCCCGGUCUAUCCCAGCCCCACUCCCACCACACCCGCGCCCCCACCGGCUUCUACCUCUACCCAGCCUCCACCUGCCACUGGGCUCAAGGUCGGCUACUACAAUGACAAGUGCCCUGACGCGGAGAAGAUCGUGCUGGACGCCGUGCGCAACGCCACCGCCGGCGUGAAGGCCGGGCUCAUCCGUCUCUUCUUCCACGACUGCUUUGUCCAGGGUUGUGAUGCCUCUGUCCUCCUGAACAAGGUCGCUGGCAAGCCUGAACCGGAGAUGCUCGGUAUCCCAAACUUGAGCCUGCGUGGCUUCGAAGUGAUAGAGGCGGCCAAGAAGAAGAUCGAGGAAAAAUGUCCUGGUGUCGUCUCCUGCGCCGACAUCGUCGCCUUCGCAGGCCGUGACGCCAGCAAGUUACUCAGCGGCUACAAAAUAAACUUCAGCAUGCCGGCCGGCCGCUAUGACGGAUUGGUGUCCCUCAAAGAUGAGACCCUCCCGAACCUUCCCCCACCUUUCGCCAACCUGACUAUCCUCACACAAAUGUUCGCCAAGAAGGGACUCAGCCAAACCGACAUGGUUGCACUUUCCGGCGCGCACAGCAUCGGCCGCUCGCACUGCUCCUCCUUCCGUGACCGUCUCCAGCCGCCGGCCAAGGACAACUCCACCACAUCGAUGGACGCCACCUACGCUGGGAAGCUGACUCAGGACUGCCCCGCCGGUAGUGAUCCAACGGUGCCGCAGGACUACAAGACCCCCGACGUGCUGGACAGCCAGUACUACAGGAACGUGAUGGAUCGCAAAGUGCUCUUCACCUCCGACGCAACGCUCAUGACGUCACCAAAGACAAAGGAAUUGGUGGAAAAGUACACUUGGUGGUUGAUCGGAGAUUUCUUGUGGUACAGACAUUUCGAGGAUGCCAUGGUGAAGAUGGGCAAUAUCGAGGUGAAGAACAGCACCAACGGCCAGAUCAGGAAGAAGUGCGGGUUCGUGAACGAGCCCUACACCGGUUGAUGAUCUCUCAAGGGUGGAGACUAUAUAUUCAGUCGUGGUUUUUGCGUGUGCCUUCUGAUCUUCCAUUCUAGUUUAUUUUCCACUAAGGUUUUGGCUCGUCGGUUCAUUUUAUUCAUUUGUGUUGUAAUCUUUGUUGUGCCACUUAGCCAACUACGUACCGGCAAUGCUUUUCACUGGGAUUGAUGAAUUAAUUUUUUUCUGAUAAUCAUUAUUUAUCAAUGGCAAUAUAUAUCUUCUCUGCUA
Molecule: messenger RNA, 1590 nt
Organism: Triticum urartu
Lineage: Eukaryota; Viridiplantae; Streptophyta; Magnoliopsida; Poales; Poaceae
Product: peroxidase 2
Biological process (GO): response to oxidative stress; hydrogen peroxide catabolic process
Molecular function (GO): peroxidase activity; heme binding
Source: RefSeq, a predicted model, not a curated record